AUGGAAUCUCCUACUGAUCACAAAGUGUCUAGUGAAGGACCCGGUAACCAAUCCGGGGGGGGGAUAGCUAGCCAUUUUAACUCAGCUGAGCAAUCUGGUGAAGGACCCGUUUUUAACGGGGGGAUAACUAGAUCGGCUGGAUCAGGCAGGGGCCAAAAGAGAAAAAUGAAUCUGCAGACCUACGAAAUUAAGUACCAAGCCAUUAUUGACAUUGAGAAUGGGAUUAAAAAUAAAGCUGUUGCCAACAAGUACGGGGUACCACAAAACACACUAUCUACCUGGGUUAAGAAUAAGGUUUCAAUAAAAGAAAAAUUUCUUGCCGCUGAUAUCGGGUCAUCUAGAAAAAGAGAUAAAAAAGCAAAAUUUCCAGAAUUAGAAAACGCACUCAUUAAAUGGUUCGCCCAGGUACGAUCUCAGAAUAUUCCACUAUCUGGGGAAGUAGUAAAACUUAAAGCAAAAGAGUUUGCUACCAAAUUAGGCCUAUCUGACUUUGAAUCAUCUACAGGCUGGUUAGACCGCUUUAAAGAAAGAAAUAAUCUUUCAUUUAAGAAAGUCUGUGGGGAAUCAAAAUCUGUUGACUCCCAAUCCAAUCAAAUGCUUGAUUGGCAGACUAAAUUGAAGUCUAUUCUUCAAGAAUAUCAGCCCUGUGAUAUUUACAAUGCCGAUGAAACCGGUAUUUUUUUCCGGCUGCUACCCGAUAAGACACUUGAGUUUAAAGAUGUAAAGUGUCACGGGGCACUGAUAAACUCCCACUAUUAG
Molecule: messenger RNA, 759 nt
Organism: Ylistrum balloti
Lineage: Eukaryota; Metazoa; Mollusca; Bivalvia; Pectinida; Pectinidae
Product: tigger transposable element-derived protein 6-like
Exons: 1
Coding region: 1-759 (252 amino acids)
Cellular component (GO): nucleus
Molecular function (GO): DNA binding
Source: RefSeq, a predicted model, not a curated record